AUGCCUGCGUUGCUAAUCUGGAUACUUCUGUUCGCUGUGUCCCGCGUGAGCGGAGCUACAAAUGCAUCUGGGAUUGAUCCCAUCGACAAUUACUGUGUGCGAUUGAAACACCAGUCCACAGUAAAAAAUGGGCGGUUGUAUAUUGAUGGAGGGUUGGAGGUCUUCGUGGAGAGGAACGACCAUGGACCAAUUAACGGCACUCAGAUCAUUGGAUACAACACCAACCUGAUCGAGAUCGACAUGACUUCAUCAUGGGACUGGAAGCAGAAUAUUUCCAUCAGGGCCAUCCCGAAGAAAUCAAACCCCAAAACCGGCGCGGAUCCUCCUGUAGUAGUCCGUGGCGCACUCUACGCGGGGGCAUCUUCAGACCAGAGCAUUUACCAGUAUGGUGGGGCUGUCUCCUACGCGAACACGAGCUUCCCAGGGCUUAGGCGACCGACUUCGUCGCAGUAUGCGCUGUGGUCUUACAACACCAGUCAAGAGGUCUGGGACCGGUACGAUGUCACGCUGGGCACCGAGUACCGUCCUGCAGGAGGAGCAUAUGCCGAAGCACAAGAUCAGGGACUGGCAUUUUAUCUCAACGGCUUUAUCAACAACGGGACGUCGAAUGAUCUAGAGCAUUGGGAUAAUUUCCGGCGCUACCUGGACGGAUUGAUCGUCAUUGAUACGCAUAGCCAGAUGGCGACCAAUAUAUCUACCAGCUCGCUAGCGAAUUUUCCUCGAGCCAAGGGCGGCAUGGUCUACAUUCCGGGUAUUGGACCUAAAGGCAUUUUAGUCGCGAUUGGUGGCAUCACCAAACCUACAAGCGAUGACAGCGCAUCAAGUGAGGGAAGCUAUGUGCCCUUUCAGGAAAUCGACAUCUUCGAUAUCUCGUCCGUGUUCGAAGGCGACGAUAACGGCCUCUGGUAUACCCAGAAAGCGUCCGGUGACAUACCUGCUGGACGGUCCGACUUUUGCAUAGUCUCCGUCUCUGCGAAGGACAAUUCCAGCCAUAAUAUCUACAUGUAUGGCGGCACCGGUAUGAACGGGACAUAUGAUCAGAUCUACGUCCUGUCCAUCCCAUCGUUCACAUGGACGAAAAUCUACGAGGGCACGUCCCCUCGAUACGGACACACAUGUCACUUAGUUGCCAAUAGGCAGAUGGUGAGUGUGGGUGGAGCGUCAUCGGACAACCUUUCGACCUGCGACUGGGAGUAUAAGGGCGUGGCGAUGUACGACCUCUCGACAUUGACAUGGGGCAGCGUGUACAACGCUCUUGCUCCUGAAUAUGAAGUGCCUGCUGCGAUCUACCGAGUUAUAGGCGGCGGGCCGAAAGGAAAUGCAAGCAAAAAAGCACCUGCCGACGGCUUCGACAUGCCACAGGUCGCUGGCUUAUUCAACCCUCUACCAAACAAUGGCAGCGCGAACGGACCCGAAUCGAUCGAAAAGCAGCUUACUCGCGGUGCCAUUGCAGGUAUCGUCGUCGGUUCCGUGGCGGGAGCGGCUCUGCUGACAGCAGCACUGUAUCUAAUGUACCAGAGGAAAGUGGAAGCAGACCGUGCGAGGCGAGCGGCGGCAGCUGCGGCCGAGGAGGAGGAGAAAUCGGACAUUUUCGCCAACGCAGUCUGGAUGGCCCGGCAUGAGCAAGCCCUGCCGGCAACGGUAGCAGACGAGGCGAUUCUGCAUGAAGCCAAUGAAGGCCACACACGAGCAUUGAGAGAGAGUCAGUUCAGACAUUGA
Messenger RNA from Aspergillus clavatus NRRL 1, 1719 nucleotides. RefSeq names its product putative cell wall anchored protein. NCBI's taxonomy places the organism in Eukaryota, Fungi, Ascomycota, Eurotiomycetes, Eurotiales, Aspergillaceae. Gene Ontology annotation, molecular function: protein binding. The transcript has 4 exons. The coding region runs from base 1 to 1719 and encodes 572 amino acids. The record is from RefSeq and is a predicted model, not a curated record.